Exserohilum turcica Et28A is the source of this 1254-nucleotide messenger RNA. RefSeq lists its product as uncharacterized. Gene Ontology annotation, molecular function: phosphatidylinositol transfer activity. Bases 60 to 1136 code for a protein of 358 amino acids. The transcript has 2 exons. Lineage: Eukaryota; Fungi; Ascomycota; Dothideomycetes; Pleosporales; Pleosporaceae. The record is from RefSeq and is a predicted model, not a curated record.
UUUAAUUGAUUCAUGCUGGAAGAUCAAAGUUACACAGCUCUCGAUUCAAACUUCUCACCAUGUCAGCAAUCGGUCCCUUCCCAGACCCAGCCCCAGGCUGCAAGCCAGCCGCCGCCCCGGCCCUGACCGCCGACCAACAGGCCAAGUACGAGCAGCUCCUUGCUGAUGUUCGCACCUGGGAGUCGCCGGUUGAGCCCUCGGACAAGAGCGCUGAGACGGGAGCCCUCACCGACGGUCAGCGCAUGUGGCUCACCCGCGAGUGCCUUCUGCGAUAUCUUCGUGCUACCAAGUGGAAUGUCCAGCAAGCCGCUCAACGCCUGCGUGGCACAUUGACGUGGCGCCGGGAGUAUGGAACUGACGGAUUCACGGCCGAUUACAUUUCCGAGGAGAACGAGACUGGCAAGCAAGUCCUGCUCGGCUUUGACAAUGAGGGAAGACCGUGUCUCUACCUACUGCCCAAGAACCAGAACACCAAGGAAUCGCCCAAGCAGGUCGAGCACUUGGUAUACAUGCUGGAGCGCACCAUCGACAUCCACCCAGCUGGCCAGGAAAGCUUGGCACUACUCAUUGACUUCAGGAACACCGGAUCAACUCCUAGCUUGGGAACAGCAAAGGCUGUCCUUAACAUCUUGCAGAACCACUACCCGGAGCGACUUGGCAGGGCACUGCUCACAAACCUCCCCUGGUAUGUCAGCACAUUCCUCAAGCUGGUGAAUCCCUUCAUCGAUCCCGUCACCAAAUCGAAGAUCAAGACGAACGAGCCGCUCCCGAACCACAUCCCCGCCUCCCAGCUCAUGAAGGCCUCUGGCGGUGAGGUCGACUUCAAAUACGACCACUCUGUCUACUGGCCUGCUCUCGAGAAGAUCACCAACGAGAAGAGACAACAAAGGAAAGCGCGGUGGGAAAAGGGUGGCAAGAUUAUCGGAGAGAGCGAGAUCUACCUGUGGGGUGGAGACGAGCCCAGCCUCAGCACUGGAAAGGCAGAGCCAGCGGCAGCAAACGGACACACUCAGGUUGCCGAUUCAAAAGACGCUGCAGCAGGUGCUGCAGCGGGACAAGCCAACGGCGCCGAGCUCGUUGACGGUGUGGAAAAACUUGACAUCAAGGAGGGUGAGCCGGUCAAGGCUGAAGCAUGAGCGUCAGGCUUGGUCUCUAAAAUGCCAUCUCAUGUUCAUUCGGGUAGACUAAUAUUGUUUUAGAAAACGAUCAGUAGGCAAAAGCUUAGGGUGACGGCGCGAAUAAUGUCUAUAUUGU